Apis dorsata (giant honeybee) is the source of this 622-nucleotide messenger RNA. Its product is annotated as protein NDUFAF4 homolog. The coding region runs from base 92 to 607 and encodes 171 amino acids. The transcript is spliced from 5 exons. Lineage: Eukaryota; Metazoa; Arthropoda; Insecta; Hymenoptera; Apidae. The record is from RefSeq and is a predicted model, not a curated record. Gene Ontology annotation, cellular component: mitochondrion. Gene Ontology annotation, biological process: mitochondrial respiratory chain complex I assembly.
UGUUUCUUUUCAGCGCGUCUUCACAAGAACCUGCAACUAAUUUCACUGAACGUUCCAAAACUUAUUCUACUGAUGAUAGGAAAUCAAUAAAAUGGGAAAAAUAUAUUCUCUACUUUUACGACCAAUUCGUACAUUUAAUAUUGAAAAUAAUGCACAACGAAUUAUUUCAAAAGAUAAACCAGUGCGUGCUCCUUUAUAUUCGUCAGUAGAGCAACAAAAGAAGCUCGUAGAUAAAUUAAAACCUGAUUUUAUGGAAAUUCAUUAUAAGAAGGAUUCUGAAUUAGAUGACCGUUUAAAAAAUGUUUUUGUUAAAUCAAAAGAUCUACAGGAUAUACCAAAACAAAAUAUAUCCAAAUUACAAGAUAGAAGUCAACGUUCUUCAGAAGACUAUGAUUUUAAAACUUAUGAGGGUAAAUGUAAUAUAAAACAAGUUAUGCAUUUCAUGAAUAUGCACUAUGAAAAUCCUAUAGAAUAUUCUGUAGAAAAAAUAUCUCAACAAUAUAAACUAGAUAAACAAAUAAUAGAAAAUAUUUUAACAUAUUUUAAAAUUUUACAUUGUGUAGCAGAUGCUGAACAAUUGAAAUUAAAUGAUGGUAAGAAAAAAUAACAAUUUUAUUUUAUA